AGUUAGCAUUCAGAAAAAUGGAUCAAAGCUGACAUAAUCAUAACCUCCAGCACAACCUUCCCAAUUUAGCACACGCAGAUGUGUCUCCUCAGGCCUCAAGGCUCGGUUGUGAUAGAACGACGAUCUACUCCACGUCUCAUGCAUAGAUACCCUUAGAUUCAACCAGAAAUGCUUAAUUUACUGCCCACUACUCUUCGCUUCCUGCUGGGCUCACUACUUUGGUUCGACUUCUCUCAACCACCUGCUGUCCUGCCAGCCCGCACCCCGUUGUCCUUCCAGCUGCGGCACAAGCAUGCUAUAACUAAUGACUCUCGGGUGAUCUUCUCCAACGCGGUUCCAUCAUUUUCCGCAGACUCGUAUGUCACGAGCACAUCGACCAUUCAAACGUACAGACCUCAGUCGGCGAAGGCAUUUCAUAGCGCUCGACUACGCUCUAUUAGACAUGAUCAGAGCGAACAGGUAUUGUGGGAUACAACCGAUGUCCUCGGGCCGAACGUGGAAGAGAGAGAGACGUUACUCGCACUUGCGAAGAUGACCGCUAAUGCAUAUACAUCACCCACUGCAUCAGAUUGGUACACGCAGGACGGCUGGAAUAAGACCACACCGUUUGGCUGGGAACCUGACGCAGAUGGCAUUCGAGGGCAUAUCUUUGUCUCGGACGACAACUCAACAGUAGUGCUUUCAAUCAAGGGUACUUCCGCUGGCUGGAUUACAGGUGGUGGCGGCCCGACUGUACGAAAGGAUAAGCUAAACGAUAACCUUUUAUUUUCUUGCUGUUGUGCAAGAGUUGGUCCAACUUGGUCAACGGUCUGCGAUUGCCACCAGGGUAGCUCUCGAUGUGACCAAGAAUGUCUGGAGAAGAGUUUGAUGGAGGAGAGCUUAUAUUAUUCUGUUGGAGUGAAUUUAUAUAAUAACGUCACAUAUUUAUAUCCCAAUGCCAAUAUCUGGCUCAUAGGGCAUUCCCUCGGUGGCUCCCUCGCCUCACUUAUCGGUGUGACAUUUGGAGCACCUGUCGUCGCAUUUGAAGCGCCCUCUGAGAAAUUAGCUGCGACGCGUUUGCACCUGCCUUCUCCACCCUCGACACAACACAUCACCCACGUCUUCCAUACAGCUGAUCCUAUCCCAAUGGGCACCUGUACCGGUGUUACCUCGUCUUGUGGCAUCGCAGGCUAUGCCAUGGAGACACGCUGCCAUUUGGGCAAGGUCAUCCGCUAUGAUACCGUCACACACCUCCGGUGGUCUGUUGAUGUACGGACGCACUCGAUCGUUCAAAUCAUUGAUAGGUUGUUGAAUGAGGAUUGGACUCAGGAAGGACAGGAAGGCAGGACGGUGCCUGAGGCGAAGGCGGAUGAUGAGGAUUGUGUUGAUUGCUUCAACUGGGAGUUUGGGAGCUUUCAGGGCAAGAGUUAAUCUCUGGAUGAUAGAAGCUAUGACAUGAGAGAAACUUAUACAUACAUAUGACGAAUGACUAAUUUUCUUAGGCUUGAACAGCUGAUGAACAGCCGUCCUGAGAUUUGUGACACUUCUUCGACGGAGGCCGUAGAUUACACUAAGACUGAUUAGCAAGUGAUGUAGAUCAUACAGCAUGCAACUACCAUCUUCAAUGCAGAAAACUGAGACAUUCA
Suillus subalutaceus is the source of this 1625-nucleotide messenger RNA. Its product is annotated as Alpha/Beta hydrolase protein. Gene Ontology annotation, biological process: multivesicular body membrane disassembly; neutral lipid catabolic process; macroautophagy. The transcript is spliced from 6 exons. Lineage: Eukaryota; Fungi; Basidiomycota; Agaricomycetes; Boletales; Suillaceae. The coding region runs from base 169 to 1410 and encodes 413 amino acids. The record is from RefSeq and is a predicted model, not a curated record. Gene Ontology annotation, molecular function: glycerophospholipase activity.